Molecule: messenger RNA, 1159 nt
Organism: Hippocampus zosterae (dwarf seahorse)
Lineage: Eukaryota; Metazoa; Chordata; Actinopteri; Syngnathiformes; Syngnathidae
Gene: sdhdb
Product: succinate dehydrogenase complex, subunit D, integral membrane protein b
Exons: 4
Coding region: 66-542 (158 amino acids)
Biological process (GO): mitochondrial electron transport, succinate to ubiquinone; tricarboxylic acid cycle
Cellular component (GO): membrane; mitochondrial envelope
Molecular function (GO): heme binding; ubiquinone binding
Source: RefSeq, a predicted model, not a curated record
UUGUAACGGGAUGUUUCAGUAACAACUUCCGGGUAAAUCGUGACGACCUUGGUUAGUUGACCAACAUGGCGGCUAUCGUGCGCUUGACUUCUGUUUGUCGCAGAGGAGUCCACCCUCUAUUCUACCAAAGCACCUUGCUGGCAAGGCCGUUGAUUCUACCACACAAACAUCAGGAGCAGACUUACAUGCUCACUGCAAGGAUUCAUGCUUCCCAAGCCCUAAGUGCGAGCUCCGGCUCCAAAGCUGCCUCUCUGCACUGGACAGCUGAGCGAGUGUUGAGCAUCCUGCUGCUAGCCAUGGGGCCUGUUGCCUAUUUUCACCCCGGCCCUGCUAUCGAUUACUCUCUGGCUGCUGCACUCACCCUCCAUGGACACUGGGGUCUAGGGCAGGUUUUGACAGAUUAUGUUCAUGGGGAGACCAAGAUCAAGAUCGCCAAUGCGGGCCUCUUCCUUCUGUCCACGGUCACGUUCGCAGGCCUUAGCUACUUCAACUACAACGAUGUGGGCAUAUGCAAAGCCAUUGCCCUGCUUUGGAGCAAAUGAACCUGAAUGUGAGCUCGGAAGAAUGACCUCAAUGUGUUUCAGAGAAGUUCUUAGAAAUACACGGUCGGCUUUGACAAUAUUUCCAGUGAUUCACGUGUGCGUAAUUGUACUUUAUAUUCAUCAGUUGUGCUCAAUUUGGUCAGUUGAGUUACUGAUGGGCAAUUUCCUGGGGGGUGGGGAUAAACUUGUCAAAGCUCAGUGUGGGCUGGAAUUUAGGAUGAAGUAGGCCAAUGUCUUUUAUAGUCUGUACCAUAUCAUGUUAGUGACUCAUCGUAGUUCAUUUCGCCAUAAAACAUUUGUCACAUUGUACAGACCAGAAUAGUCUUAUUUGACCUGUAAUUAUUAUUUUUUGUUGUUUUUUCCACGAGGAUUCGAGUUGUUGGAUGGAUUUUCUUUCACUUAUACAUACCUUUGAUCUUCAAUCCAUCUGAUGUAAGAUGUGCUCCAUUGGUGUGUUUAAAUGUUGCAUUUGAGACGCUUCAUCUCGGUCAAAGGUUGAUAGCUGCCCUCUUGACAACCAAACAGCAUGUACUUGUACCUGUCCUUUACUGUAUGUCACUCAGCUUUACUGUAACGACCACUUCAGAGUAUAAAGUAUAAAGAGUAUAAGCAUUUUA